CAAAGCAGAGGACUUAUAUUUGUUUUUCUCGUGGCCUUCUCCUCUUCCUCUCUUUCUUUCUCUUGUUCAUCUUCAGGAUCACAACCUUCUCUUCUUCCCUUCUUCUUCUUCCUUCACAAACCACCAUUUCUAGGGUUCCGAUUUCCACCAAGUUGAUCGCAGAUUCCAGCGUUUUCCGUUCGCCGCCAUGUCAAUGAGUGAGCGGAAGACUAUUGACCUAGAACAAGGAUUGGACUUCAUGCUCAAGGGCAUCACCAAGCUCAAGAACAUUCUUGAAGGCUUGCCUGAACCCCAGUUCAGCUCUGAGGACUACAUGAUGCUCUACACAACCAUCUACAACAUGUGCACUCAGAAGCCUCCUCAUGAUUACUCCCAGCAACUGUAUGACAAGUACAGGGAGGCAUUUGAAGAGUAUAUCGUAACCACGGUAUUACCUUCUCUGAGAGAAAAGCAUGAUGAGUUCAUGUUGAGAGAACUUGUAAAGAGAUGGACAAACCAUAAGGUUAUGGUUAGGUGGCUCUCCCGCUUCUUUCACUAUUUGGAUCGCUACUUCAUUGCUCGGAGGUCACUUCCAGCCCUUAAUGAAGUUGGGUUGACUUGCUUCCGUGAUUUGGUUUACAAGGAACUAAAUGGGAAAGCGAGAGAUGCAGUUAUUUCACUUAUUGAUCAAGAACGUGAGGGAGAGCAGAUAGAUCGAGCUCUAUUGAAAAAUGUAUUAGAUAUCUUUGUUGAAAUCGGAAUGGGGCAAAUGGAUCAAUAUGAGAAUGAUUUUGAAGCUCCCCUGCUGAACGACAGUUCUGCUUACUAUUCUCGGAAAGCUUCAAAUUGGAUCCUAGAAGAUUCUUGUCCUGAUUAUAUGCUCAAGGCUGAGGAGUGCUUAAAACGGGAGAAAGAUAGGGUUGGUCAUUAUUUGCACUCUACUAGUGAGCCAAAGUUAUUAGAGAAAGUUCAACAUGAGCUGUUAUCCGUGUAUGCAAGCCAACUCCUUGAGAAAGAGCACUCUGGAUGUCAUGCUUUACUUAGAGAUGAUAAGGUUGAAGACUUGUCAAGGAUGUUCAGGCUCUUUUCUAAAAUACCUCGUGGCUUAGAUCCUGUUUCUAGUAUGUUUAAGCAGCAUGUUACCACUGAAGGUAUGGCAUUGGUGAAGCUGGCUGAAGAUGCAGCUAGUAACAAAAAGGCAGAUAAGAAGGAUACCAUUGGUCUACAGGAGCAGAUUUUUGUUCGGAAGGUGAUUGAGCUGCAAGACAAGUACAUGGCAUAUGUGAACGACUGUUUCCAGAAUCAUACUCUUUUCCACAAGGCUCUUAAGGAGGCUUUUGAGAUCUUUUGCAACAAAGAUGUUUCUGGGAACUCAAGUGCAGAACUUCUUGCCACCUUUUGUGAUAACAUUCUUAAGAAAGGAGGAAGUGAAAAAUUGAGUGAUGAAGCUGUUGAAGAAACCCUUGAAAAGGUGGUCAAGCUGCUCGCCUAUAUCGGUGACAAAGACUUGUUUGCUGAGUUCUAUAGGAAGAAGCUUGCUCGGAGACUUCUUUUUGAUAAGAGUGCCAAUGAUGACCAUGAGAGGAGUAUUUUGUCAAAAUUGAAGCAACAAUGUGGUCAACAGUUUACUGUAAAGAUGGAAGGAAUGGUUAAUGAUUUGACAAUGGCAAAGGAGAAUCAAACAAACUUUGAUGAGUAUUUAAGCGAUAAUCCUAAUGACACUGGGAUAGACUUGACAGUCACAGUUCUGACUACUGGCUUCUGGCCUAGUUACAAAUCUUUUGAUCUCAAUCUUCCAGCAGAAAUGGUUAAGUGUGUUGAAAUUUUUAAAGAAUUUUAUCAGACUAAAACAAAGCAGAGAAAACUUACAUGGAUUUACUCCUUGGGUACCUGUAACGUAGUUGGCAAAUUUGAUCCGAAAACAGUGGAGCUGGUUGUUACAACCUAUCAGGCUUCAGCGUUGCUGCUUUUUAAUUCCUCAGAUAGGCUGAGUUAUUCAGAGAUAAUGACUCAGUUAAACUUGACGGAUGAUGAUGUUAUUAGAUUGCUCCACUCCUUGUCCUGUGCCAAGUACAAGAUUCUUAACAAGGAACCAAACACAAAAACAAUAUCAAAUACAGAUUAUUUUGAAUUUAAUUCAAAAUUUACUGACAAAAUGAGGAGGAUCAAGAUUCCUCUUCCUCCUGUGGAUGAAAAGAAGAAAGUAAUUGAGAAUGUUGACAAGGACAGACGAUAUGCCAUUGAUGCCUCACUUGUGCGUAUUAUGAAGAGCCGAAAAGUUUUGGGGUACCAACAGUUAGUUAUGGAAUGUGUUGAGCAGUUGGGUCGCAUGUUUAAGCCUGAUGUCAAGGCAAUUAAGAAGCGGAUUGAAGAUUUGAUUUCUCGAGACUACCUGGAAAGAGAGAAAGACAAUCCAAACAUGUUCAGGUACUUGGCUUGAUAUGGUCAUAUCAUUGUGCAAAUGAAGUGAUCAUUACAAAUAGCACAAGAGGAUCAUGCAUAUAUGUUUGCCCCUCCAUGAAAAAGAAAGAGUUUUUGGUUUAAAAAAGUCCACAAAGGAGAAGCUGCUGCGAGUGGUUGUACAUUUUGCCUCCAUAUCCAUGUCUGGAAUGGUAUUGUAGAUACCUUAACCAGCUUUAUUGCUUUUGAUUGCUGCAAUGCCAUUUCAUAACAUUUGAUGCCCUUCUGUUAAUUUUACCCCCCCCCCCCCCCCCCCAAAACCCAAAGAAAAAAAGCGAUUAUGUAACGCUCCAAUCUUUUGGUUAUCAGUUUAGACUUUAGAUAUUUUCUUUUUUGGUCGAAUGAAUAUCUCUUUUAAAUCUAAACCCUGCUGCUAUAGUGGUGCAUUAUGUAGAUUGUCUCUAUAAUGAUUAAUCAUAUUUAACAGUGGCACCUACUUCAUUUUGUA
Molecule: messenger RNA, 2887 nt
Organism: Lotus japonicus
Lineage: Eukaryota; Viridiplantae; Streptophyta; Magnoliopsida; Fabales; Fabaceae
Product: cullin-1-like
Exons: 20
Coding region: 188-2419 (743 amino acids)
Biological process (GO): protein ubiquitination; ubiquitin-dependent protein catabolic process
Cellular component (GO): cullin-RING ubiquitin ligase complex
Molecular function (GO): ubiquitin protein ligase binding
Source: RefSeq, a predicted model, not a curated record